AUGGAUCCAUUAAUGAAAAAUAGCGAAACAGAAAGCAACUUUUUCAUAAAGUCUUUCUUUGAAUCCUUAUCAAAUUUUGUAAAAAAUGUAAAGAUUGAAAUUAAAGAUAUAUUUGAAUUACUUAAUUACCCAUGUGUGUAUCAUAAUAAUAAAAAAAAAUUUAGCAUUAAUGAUUAUGAGGAUCAUAAAAAUUCAAUAACAACAAAUAUUAUAAGUAAAAUUGACAAAAAAAAUAUUGAUAACUUUCGACAAUAUCAAAAUAAAUUAGAAAAAAUUCUAGAAAACAUUAAAAUGCUUAAUGAAAAAUAUAAAAUGGACGUACCAUUAUUAUUCAUUAUUGAAAAUUUAAUAACAUUACAUUUAAUUAAUGAAUAUAAAAUAAAUAAUAUAGUAAAAAAAAUUCAAGAUCACAAUAUUUCUAUGCCUGAACUAAGUAGCGAUUUACCAAAUAAUUUAAUACAAACUCUCGAAGUAGAAGAAGAUGAAAACCAAAAUUAUUUAUAUGAUAGAUUAAAGGAAACAAAUAACUUAUCAAUAAAUAGUUAUGCAGUUAAACAAUUGAUAGAAAAUGCAAAUAUACGAAUAAACUUUUCAAAAAUAGAGGAACCAAACAAAGAAAGGUAUUUUAAUACCAAUCAAAUAAAAUAUAGUGCAAACUAUUUGAAUAAAUCAUAUGAUUCUGGUAUAUUUAAAACUGAAAAAGAUGAAAUUAAUCUAUCAGAGGAACCAAACAAUCUUAUAGAUAGUAUGAUGAAAGAAGAUGAAAUAAGUAGUAUACACCAUACAAAUGAAAAACAAGACAAUGUUAAUACUAUCCCAAAUAAAAUUGAUGAAAAACAGAAUAUUAUUGAAAAUAUUGGGUUGUCUGAGGAAACAUUAAAAUUGCUUAAUUUAUUACCUAAAAAGAAGAAGGAAGAAGAUAAUUAA
Plasmodium yoelii is the source of this 927-nucleotide messenger RNA. RefSeq names its product conserved Plasmodium protein, unknown function. Lineage: Eukaryota; Apicomplexa; Aconoidasida; Haemosporida; Plasmodiidae. Bases 1 to 927 code for a protein of 308 amino acids. The transcript has a single exon. The record is from RefSeq and is a predicted model, not a curated record.